Messenger RNA from Capsicum annuum, 1125 nucleotides. Its product is annotated as tetraspanin-2. Gene Ontology annotation, cellular component: plasmodesma; plasma membrane. Gene Ontology annotation, biological process: auxin-activated signaling pathway. Bases 195 to 992 code for a protein of 265 amino acids. The record is from RefSeq and is a predicted model, not a curated record. Lineage: Eukaryota; Viridiplantae; Streptophyta; Magnoliopsida; Solanales; Solanaceae. The transcript is spliced from 3 exons.
AAAAAAAAUAACGGGUUAUGCGAUAAAAACUCUAAAACAUGACUACAUAGUCAAAACUAUAAAUAAACAGAGCUACUCUCUCCAACAAUAUAACCCUUCGCCAGAAUAGACGCAUCCUCCACACCACCAAGUUUCCAAAUGAAAAGGUGUACCCCUCUUGUGUGAAUUGGAAAGACAAGGCAUACACAGGCAGCAUGCCUUUGAGCAAUAACUUAACAGCUUUCAUGAACUUCUUGGCAUUCAUGUGCUCCAUCCCUAUAAUCGCAUCAGGCACCUGGCUGGCUUCAAAGCCGGACAACGAAUGCAUCCACUUGCUCCGAUGGCCUGUCGUUUUCAUUGGAAUUGCCAUAAUGUUGGUUUCCUUGACUGGCUUUAUUGGAGCUUACUGGAAAAAGGAAGGCCUUCUAGGUGUCUACUUGGUGUGCAUGGCCCUUCUUAUCGUCCUUCUCCUUGUCCUCCUCGUACUUGCCUUUGUUGUCACAGGCACAACUGGCGCUUAUAUGGUGCCUGGAAGGGCUUACCGUGAGUACAGGCUUGAAGGGUUUUCUCACUGGUUGAGGGAUCAUAUUACUGGCCCUGAUAAUUGGGGGAAUAUUAGGGCGUGUUUAGCUGAUUCUGCUAUUUGCCUUAAGCUUAACUAUCAGUAUGUAACCGCAGAACAAUUCUUUGCUGCUGAUCUCUCACCUCUUCAGUCAGGAUGUUGUAAACCUCCAACUAUUUGUGAAUAUCAGUAUAUGAACCCAACCCUGUGGAUUAACCCAACACAUGCAAUAGUAGAUACUGAUUGCUCUAUCUGGAGCAAUGAUCCAAGUCAAUUAUGCUACAGCUGUGAUUCUUGCAAAGCUGGCCUACUAGGGAAUGUCAGAAAAGAGUGGAGGAAAUCUAUUCUCAUUCUCAUCAUAACUUUAGUGAUUCUCAUCUGGGUUUAUCUCAUUGGUUGUUGUGCUUACAAGAAUACUCUAAAUAAAGCAAAUUCCAAAGGUCACAAAUAGUUUUAGCCUGCAUUUACUUUUGUGUUCUCUAUUCCAACUCCUAAAUAUAUAAGGGGACACUUAUUUUAGUAUUUUGUGCUAAGGGGAAGAAAAUGACGGUUUUGCCAUAUAUGUUUAAUUAAUUUUCAGUUUC